This is a messenger RNA of Candida tropicalis MYA-3404, 2334 nucleotides long. RefSeq lists its product as uncharacterized. NCBI's taxonomy places the organism in Eukaryota, Fungi, Ascomycota, Pichiomycetes, Serinales, Debaryomycetaceae. Gene Ontology annotation, molecular function: protein binding. Bases 1 to 2334 code for a protein of 777 amino acids. The transcript has a single exon. The record is from RefSeq and is a predicted model, not a curated record.
AUGUCACGAUUAUCCAUUGAUGAUUUACCACUGGAGAUCAUUGACAUAAUAUUUAGCUAUUUCAAUGCGCAAGAAUUAAACUACAUCAAGAAUGCCCCACAGUUUGAAGCUUAUGCAUAUAGACAAUUAUAUUCCACGGUGGUGAUUGGGAAUAUCUACAAUUAUUUGUGGUUCACAAGGAACCGUAUUCUCAUUCCUAUUUAUAAGUUUAGGUCUUUGUUUUUGUUCCCAUUUACUGGUGUUUAUGGCUCGUGCAAAAAUGCUUCUGAGUUAAUCGAUAUAAUAGAGAAUCAUCCAACAGUCAAGCCAAAGCAAAUGUUCUUCUUGAACCCACAACAUCUUAUUAGAUUACAUGAGAAGAAGCCUGACAUUUUAAAAGAUGUUGAAAUUGGAAUAUCGUUUGAAUGGAAUCGUGAGUAUGAUAAAUGGGAUGAUAUGGUUCAAAAGUUGAUGGAAAUGCCAUAUACUUUCUAUUCAUUAAGAUAUCUUGUCGAAUCGGAAAAUGCUUUGUCUUGGGAUCAAAUCAAACGUUUGACAUCGGGGUCUCACCAAAUAUCAAUUGCAGCCAACGUUAAUGAGCUUUUCAACGGAUUCUGUGACAGCCAUACAUUGACAGAACUCCAGUUGACAAAAAUAAUAAAUAUGAAUGAUGUUAUAUACAUACCCCAAAGUGUUACAAAACUCAAUUGUUCUCUUGAAGUUCACACAAAUGAAAGCGUGGUGCAGUUGAUGUUCCCGUCCAAGUUGAGAUAUUUAGAAGUGGAGACUUCUGCAAAUACUAUUUUGGGAGUUCCUAGACCACUGUUCAAUUUGACUCAUUUGAAACUACUAGAGUUUGUAAAAGUGAAUUCUGCUGUUAAGUAUGAUUGGGAAUUUCCCACAAAUAUUAGAAGUAUUAGUAUGCAAGGUUUUAUGGAUUUAGAUGACAUAAGCGUUAACCAUCCAAGAUUGAUAAACUUUUCUGAUCGUACAGUUACACAGAAUAUACUUAGUUAUGGUAAAGAUAAUCCUAUCACUUUCCCUUCCAGAGUUAAAAAGUUGGAUUUAACAUAUGGUUAUUUUGCUACACCUAAAGCCGAAAUUGAAAUUGAACCUGAAAGAGCAACCAAGCGUCGUAAACCAAAUCAUGAGGAACAUGGUUGGUCAUUAAACCAGUGGCCAAAGUACCAACGUAUAAAGUUUCCAGAAUCUUUGGUUGAGUUGAGAGUUGAUGGAUCGGCAAAAGACCUUCACAGAACUAAAAAUGUCGUUGUGAUAGAUUUCAGAAUGUGUGAAUUGCCCCAGUUGUCGGUGCUACUGCUUGAUCAAACUUGGAAUCAAAUAAUAGUUGAUAACUACUUGCCACAUUCGUUGACAAGAGUUCAUUUUAAUGGGGUGAAAGGUCUACCAUUCCACAUGUUAUCUGACUUGGAGAACUUGGUUGAGAUUAGAAUCAUCAGUUGUGUCUUAGAAUCCAAUUCUGACGGGCAGGCUGCACAAUUUCUGGUACAUCUACAAGUUUUGAAUAUUUCGGGUUCUACAUUGUACUCUCCAAUGGCUUGUUCCGAAAUUCCCAACAUCAGAUCACUAACUUUUAAGGAAAAUAAUGCCAGAAUUUUUACUAAUUGUGAUAGGCAUGAGAUUUUAAUUAUACCCGAAAUCCUGGAUAUUCCAUGCGAUAACAACAAAACUGGCACGUUCUAUAGUCAAACUACUAAAGAUGACGGUUUCUUUACUUUUGAUUUUGAAUGGAUGCAAACUUUGACUGAAUUGAGUUUUUCUUCUGUUUGUCUUGUGGAAUUUCCUCGAUUACCACCUUAUAUUGAAAAGGUAUCUUUGGAUUUUUGUCUGAUUGAACAAUUUCCCCUGGAUGAAAAUGAUUCCUUUUCUCUUCCUGACACAUUGGAGCAUUUGAACUUGAGGGGAAACUAUUUCGAUUUGGAUAGUUUGAUGUCAAUUCAUGCCCCCAAUCUUAAGUGCUUGGACAUUAGUAUGGCGCCAAAAUUUCACUUGCCUGAAGUGAACCGAGAAACAAAUCUGGACUCGGAUGAAGUCAGUUGGACAGACACCAAUGUAUUCUCAAAGUUUACCAAACUUGAAGAACUAAUACUAACUAACAAUAAUCUUUCCAAUCUAAUGCCACAUGAAUUGCAUCCCAACAUAUUUGGACCGCUGAUUAAAUAUUUGAAUGUGAUGGGCUGUAAUCUUAGCAAGGAAACGGCCAAGGGGAUCAUUGAUUUAGUGUUGGCCAAACCUAACUUUGAAAGAUUGAUAGUUGAAGAUUCAUUGGUCGGUGAAGAAUACCAACGCUGGGUCGAUAACAUCACUAUUGUGUCUGACGAAGAGCAUUUAUAG